Molecule: messenger RNA, 892 nt
Organism: Tauraco erythrolophus (red-crested turaco)
Lineage: Eukaryota; Metazoa; Chordata; Aves; Musophagiformes; Musophagidae
Source: RefSeq, a predicted model, not a curated record
GCAUAUGCAGAAUUGUUUUGGAGCUAUCACAUCAAAUAUCUGCGACAAGUCAGGAGGGACAACUACUGUGUACUACGAGCAGUACUUUUUCAAAUAUUCAGUCAAGGCAUUCCUUUUCCAUCAUGGAUGAAGGAGAGAGAUAUUUUAAAGCUCCCUGAAAAGCUUUUGUAUUCUCAAGGUUGCAACUGGAUUCAGCAAUACAGUUUUGGGCCGGAAAGAUACACGGGUCCCAAUGUCUUUGGUAAAUUGCGCAAAUGUAUGGAGACGUUAAAGACCAACUGGACUGAAAUAAGUGCUACUAAAGAUCAUGAAGAAAGAGGAAACAUGUGUAAUACACUCUUUUCUGAUGAGAGCAAGGAGCACAAACUGUAUGAGGCCAUAAAAUUCAUCAUGCUCUAUGAAGUUGUUGAAGCCUAUGAGCAGAUAAAGAACAGGGAGGAACCUAUACACAACUUUUUUAGCCUUCUCCUUGCUCGUGAUUCUUCGUCUGACCCUUUGAGUUUCAUGAUGAAUCAUCUGAAUGCCAUAGGUGACUCUAUUUGCCUCGACCAGGUUGAACUGUUUCUUCUUGGAUACUUACUUGAAGUAAAGAUACGAGUUUACAGACUGCAUAGGUUUAAUACUGAGGAAUUUAAAGUAAACUAUCCAGAUGAAUACCGAAGGGAAUGGAAUGAGAUUUCUCUCCUGACUGAGGACGAUCGCUACUAUCAUAUCCCCCUUUUCAGAACGUGAAGCACCAGUGACUUUUAUUCCUUUGUAUAAUAUAAUGAGUGACCAGUUCCAGUGAAUUAGGUUUCUAAUUGGCAGAAGUAAGAUUUUGAGAAUGCUCGUUAAUGAUUACAAAAUGAUUUAUGGGUUUAUUGUGUAAACAUUUUGCUUUCCCAUUACAGCU